Molecule: messenger RNA, 583 nt
Organism: Contarinia nasturtii (swede midge)
Lineage: Eukaryota; Metazoa; Arthropoda; Insecta; Diptera; Cecidomyiidae
Product: probable cytochrome P450 4ac1
Exons: 3
Molecular function (GO): iron ion binding; oxidoreductase activity, acting on paired donors, with incorporation or reduction of molecular oxygen; heme binding
Source: RefSeq, a predicted model, not a curated record
GAAGAUGUUCAACAAAAACUGUAUGAAGAAAUUCUUACAAUUGGGGACGACAUGAAUUACAACAACUUAACAUACAUGGAUGCUGUUAUCAAAGAAGCGCUCAGACUAUAUCCACCGGUUCCAUUCAUUGGUCGUGUUCUUGGCGAAGAUACGAUUAUCGACAAUGUCAAACUACCAGCUAAAACAAUCAUACAUAUCGUUAUAUUUAUGUUGCAUUGUGAUCCAAAAUACUUUCCUGAUCCAGAAAAAUUUGACCCAAAUAGAUUUAUAAACAAUGAAAUUAAGCACCCAUUUGCCUACGUUCCAUUUUCAGCUGGACAACGUAAUUGUAUAGGUCAAAAGUUUGCAAUGAUGGAAUUGCGUACAGCUGUCGGCGAGAUAAUAAAAAAUUUCAAAUUGGUACCCAUUACGAAACCAGAAGACGUUGUCAUAAUAUCUGAUUUAAUUUUAAGAGCAAGGGAUCCAAUCCGAGUCAAAUUUGUACCGAGAAACUAAUAACAUAAUUUAUUUGCGAAAAAAUAUCGAUUUAAUUAAUUUGUUUCAGAAAAGUAAAUUAUUUUCUAAUAAAAAAAGGAAAAUUCAA